AUGGCGCUCAACGCUGUUCACAUCCGUGCCCGUGAUCGAUUUUCUGGGGAUGAUCAGUCGGAGGAUGCUGGCUGGCACCCAAAGCUACGUCAAGAUGCGGAUCUUUUCACCACAGCUGAGAGACGAUCGCCAUCUCCACCUCGAAGCGUACAUAGACCAGGCUUGGGAAGCUCUUCGACAGCCUCGGCCCUCCAAAGUCAAGACACACGUGAAUGGCAUUCCCUUCGUACGGGCGGGCCGCGUCCCAUGAAGGCACUUCGUAUGAGUCGCCGCUUCGUGAAAGCUACGCAUCUGAGUGAUCCGUCACUACGGACCACCACGAUCCCAUCCACAGUACGGCCUGAACCAGACUCAACCAAAGACUUGCAAGGAUCAAUCGCGUUGGAAACAGCAAAGUCCGCUCCCGAUGCACCAGACUCCACUCUUGCCGAGCUCUAUUCGCGGCUCACACAGGAUAUGCCUUCGCCAGUCUCGAAGCGUACCGUUUACGAGUCGUCAUCGUCCAGCAGUCACACACUCCCGAGCACUGACAGUGUGCGCGAGUCUCAUGCUCGCAAGUCUGUCCAAGUCCACCAGCGCGCCCAUCGACGCCGUCAUCAAGCGGAUGCACUCCAUCGCCCAGAAUGGUUCAUAUCGAAAGCAUUCACCCAAAUGCAAUAUUCUCAGAGGGCAUCCUUGACCGAGGAACGUGGACACUUCGGUUCGACGCACCAAGCCGUUUCCGCGCCAAGCGCGGAAGCCGACGUUCCAUCUUCCGAAGCGCAGCAGAGCCGACGCUGCUCCCGAUGCGGGGAUGUCCUACCUGCGAAUGCAACACAAGAAUACAUGGCAAAGCAUCGCCAGAGCAUUGGGCACCGCCUCGGCCUCAAUGCCCCAGUCUCUUCGGCAUCCGCGUCUGAAGCACCCUCUCCCGCUCCAUCGCGGCCUGCAACACCUAUGCCUCGCUCUGGAUCCCCCGGUACAGCAUCCCUCCCAUCGCUUGAUACCGACAUGCAAGCUCUUCCUUUGCCCUCCGACAAGCCACGUCGAAGGCUCAGCAACGCACCCAGGUGGAAGAAGAUUGCUCGCGACAACGUCGGUCACAAUCUGCUGUCACGCAUGGGCUGGAAGGAAGGAAUGGGUCUCGGUGUGCAGGAGUGGAAAUGGCGGCAACUUUGUCGUGACAAGGUCAAACGGCAACGCUCAAAUGCUGUGCGGGCCCUACUUUUGCGUCGCGCCUCUGGGAAUGCGGGGCAUCCUCAUGUCGUCGAGCAGCCUAUCCAUCCAGUGAUCACUACCGUUGCAUCCGCUCAGAGCGAAGGCGCGAUCACAUCGGAAGCAGGUCCGACGGGCGCACACGAAGAACCCGCGUGGCUGCAAGAACUUCUGCAGCAGCCGAAUGCGGCUGCGUCAAGCGAUCCAGUCCCGUUACAAGCAGCUUUCCCGUUCCAGCUCGAGUCGCCAAACCUCGACAAGCAACGUGAGGCAGCCCAAACGUGGCUUUCGAAUCCCGCUCAGCCCGAUGUCGAAUGGUUCCACAGUCUAGCCGGGGAAGACAGAGCUUUGCUGGAGCAAGCACUGCUGUCAGGGCAACUCACCCUCCAGGACGUUCAGGACGCGCUUUGGAUGGAUCGCGACGAACAUGAAAUCGAACUUGCUACCUCGGAGCAGUCAAGCUCAGCAACGGCGCUGAAUAGUGUCGCUGCCGAUCCUCACAACGACGCCAUGCGCUCGCACGUUCUUCUGUAUCCUGUCGAGGUCGAGCUGCGAAGCGACCGUCGAGGAAUUGGACUGAAGCGAUCCAAUACCGACAGAGAAUCAAGCGUCAGUCAACGAAGGCGUUCGAGAAGCGCCGAAGGUAGCAUCGAGAUCCGCCGACCUGGCUCACCACCUACAGAUGUGCUCGAUGGUCAUCACAAAAGGCCGCGACCAACGUCCAUCAGUCGACCGUUCAAGUCUCGCAGCCGCUCUCGAUCGCGCUCGGGCACGGGAAGGGGCACCAGCGAAGGCAGACAUUCGGACCUCACCAGAAGGCAGCGCGAAUCAGGGUAUCAGCAGGAAAUGCGCGACUGGCUCAAUCUGCGCGCCUCACUCUCUUGA
This is a messenger RNA of Pseudozyma hubeiensis SY62, 2079 nucleotides long. RefSeq lists its product as hypothetical. The record is from RefSeq and is a predicted model, not a curated record. Gene Ontology annotation, molecular function: nucleic acid binding. NCBI's taxonomy places the organism in Eukaryota, Fungi, Basidiomycota, Ustilaginomycetes, Ustilaginales, Ustilaginaceae. Bases 1 to 2079 code for a protein of 692 amino acids. The transcript has a single exon.